ACCGCAACAAACAUACGUCAAUAAAACAUCCAUUGUCGUUAUACGUAGGACAUCCUAGCUGGGACAAAAGAAAAGAAACUUGUUCAUAGCGAGUGGCAGUAGAGUAUAGACUGAACCUUUGUUCGCUUUAUCGCUCAAUGAAAUUAUCUGGUGGGAAUAAAACGCUAGGAAAACUUAAGCUGUGAAAAAGCUUUCAUCCAUUGUAGCCUUCUCCAACCUCCGACGUUGCGGUACAUUGUCUGUGUCUUUCUUUUGUCUCGCAGACAAAGUAGCGCAAGACAAUGCGAUGGUGACGUUCACUACCGGCUCCUUAACAGUACCCUUAAAUAGCAAACACCUGACACAAAUUCCCAACUUAAACCAUGAAGUGUGUGUUUGUUUUCGUAACUCUGUUCGGAGUUUUACAGGCUGGUUCGAAAAACCAUGCCGACAACAUCAACGCGAUGUUCAAGAGCACUUUCGCUAAGUAUCAUGGUAAUGAUGGAUUACAGAUGCUAUUGAAACGAUCAGACAGUGACGAAAUGAGGGAGCGUCUUCUUAACUUCGAGAACGCCGUUACUGUGAGGGAAGACGUCAAUGAUGACCCAAGCACACAGUACACAGCAACACUGAACUUCAUUUCAGUCAUGACAAACCAAGAGAAGGCUAACCUCCUCAAUUUGAACCCUGCUAACCUGACGGACGAGUUUACCAAGAGGUCCAGUAAGAAGAGACAGCUCGCGUGAAGCGCCAGGCCCCUGCGUCAGUGAACUGGCUAGCUCGGGGCGCGCAGGUGGGGGUUAAGAACCAGGGAGGUUGUGGGAGUUGCUGGGCGUUUGGUGCUGUCAGUGCUCUGGAGGGACGGUACUUCGCGCUGACCGGGGACCUGGUGGCCUUCAGUGAGCAGGAGUACCUGGACUGCACUAUGGAACACUUUUACGAGAAGCACAGGUCCGACUGGGCUGAGAACCACAGCGGGUGCAGUGGUGCGUGGAUGCACUGGGCUUAUGACUACAGUAUAGACACUAAGAGGAUGGCGAGUAUGACUGACUUCCCCUACGUAGCAGCGGACAGGGCCUGUAACAUGGCUUCAGAGGCUAACGCUAUGGUUAAAGCUGACGUUACAGGCAUCACCUGGUAUAAGGGAUCUGAUACCUUGCUGGCUGAAGGAGUUGCUGAAGGAGUAGUGACUGUUUCGCUCCAGGUGGUGGAUACUUUCUCACAAUACCGAGAAGGUAUUUACUCGUGUGAAGGUACAUGUGACUGUUCCGGACAACUGAACCACGCUGUCACCAUGGUCGGGUACACUAGUGAAUAUUGGAACGUAAGGAACAGCUGGGGCGUUAACUGGGGUGAUGGAGGCUACAUCAAGAUGACCAGGGCCCAGAACAACAUUUGUGGUGUCAACGCAUAUGCUCAAGCACCAGCGCUUACCUGCAAACCUGGUCAAACUUGUGACGGUUGGGAAAACGGCGAUGAGGAAGAAGAAGAGGAAGAAGAGCAGGAGGAGGAAGAGGAAGAAGGGUUUGAUAUCGGAAGUGAUGUCAUUUGCGGAGAGAUCCAACACUUUGGGGGAUUGUGUGUAGAUAUGGACGAAACUUCGGAAAUGAACACGGUUCUAACCAGUGCUGGGUGCAGCCGAGAGUUCUGCUACACAACCAAGGGAUACGUCAAGGAUAAAGCCACUGGAAAAUGUCUUACUGUCUCUGACCCGAGCAUGUAUGAUGAUAAGGUCAAGUUCGGAUCUUGCAAGGGCGCUUACACCUGGGACACGACGGAGAAAGGAUUCAAGAUCAAGGCUGGGGAGGGAUUCUGCUGGCACCCACACGGUGGACUGGAGAGCCCUGCUGAGGAUACUAACAUAGUGAUCUGGUCAGGGUGUGAGGAGGACCGCCUUACAUUCCAAAUAAAGGAUACUCUCUGUUGGGAGGAAUACGCCGGACAGAAGCUGGGCAAGAAGAUGAAGACCGCUGAUGGCAAGAAGCUGAAGUCAAAGAAGCUUGACAAAGCUAAAAACGAGUGUAUGGAAACAAAGGGCUGCAAAGGAAUCUACAACAAUGGAAAAGUCUUCCUUCUGAGCUCAGGCAAGAAACUGAAGCCCUCCAAGACAACCCAUAGUGCUUUCCAGGUUGUGCCUUGCAAGGAGUCAUGUGAUUCAGGCACAAUGAAGUGUGAGGACGGAGAGUGCAGAGAGAAGUGUGGCGAGGAAGAGGAAGAGGAGGAGGAAAAGGAAGAGGAGGAGGAAGAGGCUGAAGGGGAUUGCCCUGGAGGAACCAUCAGAUGUAGUGAUGGUGUGUGCAGACAUGAGCACAUGUGCCACUAGAAUUACUGGAUAUAGCUGGACAAGGUUUAUUACUUUAUUGGACAAUUUAACCAAAUUUACGUUGUUAGUAUGCAAUUUCUUUUCGUCUUCAUGAUUCGUUAUUCCAAAAUUCUAUCAUUAUUCGAUUAUUUGAGUGUCUAAUUUGUUAUCAAUAUCCAAUUGUUAAUCCUUUAAAAAAAGAGAAAAUAUGUGUUUGAACAACUAAUGAAAACUAUAACAUAUUCAUACUGAUUACCAAGAACUAUCUUAAGUUUCCCUA
Molecule: messenger RNA, 2561 nt
Organism: Bolinopsis microptera
Lineage: Eukaryota; Metazoa; Ctenophora; Tentaculata; Lobata; Bolinopsidae
Exons: 3
Coding region: 905-2302 (465 amino acids)
Cellular component (GO): lysosome
Molecular function (GO): cysteine-type endopeptidase activity
Source: RefSeq, a predicted model, not a curated record